AUGAUACGGCGAGUCUUCUUACAAGCCUUGCCGCAGUGGCUUCGGGAGGCACUCGCCUUGCAGGAAGACCUCCCUCUACCUAAACUGACUGAGGUUGCACAAAGAUGCUGGAGCAUCAGGAUGAGCUCUAGAGCUCGGGAUAAUUCCAGUAAAUCUGAUAUGGGGAGGAAUAAACAGGAGAAAUAUUGUGAUUUUCAUCAGUCAACAUCUCAUGAUCAUCGUGACUGUAGAAUGAGGAUGGGCCGUCCUCGAGAUACUCCCGUGGAUGUUACCUGUUUUAAGUGCCAGCAACCUGGUCAUUAUGUACGUGAUUGCCCCUUUUCCACGGCCCGCCGGGAGCCACAGUUCAGAAAUCACGCUUUUAAAGACACUGUGAGACGAAAGGUAAAUCUAAAAUCUGCAGUGCCUUCUUUUCGGGCCAUGCGUGGGGCAACUGGGCACUCCUUUAGAUCUAUUGAGAAAGCUAAUGUUUUCUUUGAUAUUGGUAAGGGAGUAAAGAGUACUCAUGUUGCGGAAGUGGUUGGGGAAAAUAUCUCAUUUCCAGGGGAUGUUCUACUCGGGGUAGACUUCUUGAGGAGAUUUAAUUUUAAGUUAACAGCAUAUCACUCGCCUUAUAGAAAUUAUGUGACGUUUAAUGGCGUCAAGCUAGAUGUCCAGUAUAGUGAUAGUCCUUCGGUUGGAGUACAGGCGUUUGUCGGAGCAGUACAGACCUUUCGGCCCAGGGCAUGUACAGUCAUUUUAGCCUUAGUCGUCCAUACUAUAGUGUGCCCUCCAAAUUCUGGAAGAUAUGUGGAAUGCUUAGUUGCUAGACCAUUUUCGGACACGCAAGCAGCAGUUUCGGGUUGUACAGCCCAGGUCCUUGUUCCCUAUGGUGUUUCAGAUGUUGAAGACAGCAGGGUAAAUAUAUGGGUGGUUAACGACAGAUCGCAUCCUGUUAUAAUUCAGCAAGGUGUGUGUCUUGCACAUCUGGAUUAUAUCGGCGAGGUCCUGGCCCCCACUGACACUGCUGCUCAGAAUAAAGGGCCUUCUACUGUAGAUAAUGAGUCUGAUCCUCAUGUUGCAGUUAUCAUGACUCCGGGCUUACCAAUUGAGGAGGAAAUUGAGACGGAUGAAUUUGAUGAAAUGUAUGGUAUUACAGAUUUCGGAUACAGCAAUGAUGAGCUUAUGACACCCCUUGGAUAUCUUCCUGAUAUUAAGCAUGGCAUCAGGACUAAAGACACCCAGCCCAUCAGGACACGCCAGUGGCGUUUACCAGAGAGCGCCCGCACCACAAUAUGUAAGGAAUGUGACCAAAUGCUAAAAGAUGGCAUUAUUGAACCCUCUAAUUCACCGUGGCUUUCACCAGUAGUAUUGGUUAAAAAGAAGGAUGGAGGAAUUCGUUUUUGCGUUGACUACCGUAACCUUAACAAAAUUACAAUAGUAGAUACUUACCCAAUGCCACGAUUAGAUCAAUCCCUUGACGAUCUUUCAGGUAAACUAUGGUUCACGGCCUUGGACGCACGUUCGGCAUACUGA
Messenger RNA from Penaeus monodon (black tiger shrimp), 1515 nucleotides. RefSeq lists its product as uncharacterized. The record is from RefSeq and is a predicted model, not a curated record. Lineage: Eukaryota; Metazoa; Arthropoda; Malacostraca; Decapoda; Penaeidae. Gene Ontology annotation, molecular function: nucleic acid binding; zinc ion binding. The transcript is spliced from 3 exons. The coding region runs from base 1 to 1515 and encodes 504 amino acids.